UCUUCUUAGUCCUUUUGUGUCUGUUUUUUGUGUCUCAAUUUAGAGCCACAGGAUCUGUAUGAUUCACACAAACUAAAGUUUGAAAUAAAUUCCACUCUUCUGCUUCCAUGAAUUGCCUUGUGUUUAUCCACAGUUAUAUUCUGCAAAAGCAGCUUGAUGUGAUGGUGACUGGAGAUUCUUCUGCUUUUUGGUGGUGUUUUAGGAUUCAUAUAUUAUAUUAUUGGGGUUGUACAUACUACUACAACUACUACUACAUGAAUAAAAAAACUGUUGACAAAUGAAUAGUUAAUGAGGUAAUUAGCUCUAUUGGGUUCAUUGAGGGGAGUAUAUAUGUUUCUGCCAAACACAGAUCUGCCUGUUUCAUUUUCAUCUCAUUACUCAAAAGGCACCUCUUUGUCCAGUUAUCUCUUACCUUGAGGUGUAGACAGUUGAGGUUUGCGUUUCAGGUUUUGGCAAACACUUUUUACAAUGGAGAGGGUACUGACAAAAUCUACCCACCUUAAUCAUUUCAAGUGUGUGCUGCCCUAAACCAGCCUCCUAUAUCUUUUAUUAUUCUGUUCUUUCCCAGUAGUUCCUUUUAAGACACAUUCCACUGUAAACUAUGGCUAUGCUGUAGAUCACUGGCUGUUCUACAAAGGGAAUUACCCCCUCGUUCAAUGUGGUCACAUCAGCUCAUUAGUCCUGGCUGAGUUCUUCAGACUUGGCCAUCGUGCUUAAGGCUUCUCCCAUUCAGCAUUCACCUUUGGUAUUGAAAGCCACAUUAGCCAGUCUAACAUCAAUGGGACUUUAGUGCCACCUGCUGCCCUUAUUUCCAUUCUUCAGAAAGGCUUACAGUAUGUGGAAGCUGAAAUCAGCAUCAACGAGGACGGCACAGUGUUCGAUGGCAGGCCGAUCGAAUCACUUUCUCUAAUAGACGCGGUGAUGCCCGAUGCUGUACAGACUCGACAGCAGGUGUUCAGAGAGAAGCUAGCCCAGCAGCAGGCUGCAGUGGCAGCCGCGGCAGUGGCUUCAGCGGCUGCCCAGCAAAACACACCAAAGAACGGAGAGGCUACUGUAAACGGAGAGGAGAAUGGGGCACAUGCAAUAAAACAUCCCUGUCCGACUUGGGAAAUGGGAGGAAUCCUUCUUCAAACUGCACAUGAUAAUCAUUCAGAGACCAUGGAGAUUGAUGGGGACGUGGACAUUCCAGCAAGCAAGGCUACAGUCCUCAGAGGCCACGAAUCGGAAGUGUUUAUCUGUGCCUGGAACCCAGUCAGCGAUCUUUUGGCAUCAGGAUCUGGUGACUCCACUGCAAGGAUAUGGAACUUGAAUGAAAAUGGAAACAGUGGCUCCACUCAGUUAGUUCUGAGGCAUUGUAUACGAGAAGGAGGACAGGAUGUCCCCAGCAAUAAAGAUGUCACAUCCUUGGACUGGAAUAGUGAUGGAACACUUUUGGCGACAGGGUCAUAUGAUGGCUUUGCGAGAAUAUGGACUAAAGACGGUAAUCUUGCAAGCACCUUGGGGCAACAUAAAGGUCCUAUUUUUGCUUUAAAGUGGAACAAAAAGGGAAAUUGCAUUCUCAGCGCAGGUGUGGAUAAGACAACAAUCAUCUGGGAUGCACACACAGGCGAGGCAAAGCAGCAGUUUCCAUUCCACUCAGCUCCUGCCCUGGAUGUGGACUGGCAAAACAACACUACCUUUGCCUCCUGCAGUACUGACAUGUGUAUUCACGUGUGCCGGCUUGGCUGUGACCGCCCAGUCAAAACAUUUCUAGGACACACAAAUGAAGUUAAUGCAAUCAAAUGGGAUCCAUCUGGUAUGCUGCUAGCAUCCUGCUCGGAUGACAUGACACUGAAGGUCUGGAGCAUGAAACAAGAUAAUUGUGUACAUGACCUCCAGGCCCACAAUAAAGAGAUUUAUACAAUUAAAUGGAGUCCAACUGGCCCUGGCACCAGCAACCCUAACUCCAACAUCAUGCUAGCCAGUGCCUCUUUUGACUCUACUGUUCGUCUGUGGGAUGUAGAAAGAGGAGUCUGUAUUCACACUUUAACCAAGCACCAAGAACCUGUAUACAGUGUUGCCUUUAGUCCUGAUGGCAAAUACCUGGCCAGCGGCUCCUUCGACAAGUGUGUUCAUAUAUGGAACACCACGAGUGGAUCUUUAGUGCAUAGCUACAGAGGGACUGGUGGAAUCUUUGAAGUUUGCUGGAAUAGCAUGGGUGACAAGGUUGGAGCCAGUGCGUCUGAUGGAUCAGUCUGUGUUCUUGACCUUCGAAAAUAGUGUUCUGGCAGUGUGUUUUUUUUAAAAUGGACCGUCGUGAAUGUGUGGAGAGAACCACACUGUUGUAUUGUGACAGCUUCAGAACUGUUGGAAAAACAUUGCUGUGAAUCAUAUUAAAGUACCAAGCAACUCCCCUGGCCAUUGGAUUGAGCUUGUCGUGAAACUCAAAAUCAAAGGAUGUGGGGGGGAUACUGAUCAUACCUGAGAAGACUGGGGACUGUGCUGAGGACUGAAGGUUGUGCCAAAAAGUAACCAUUGAUAAACCAAAAGGAAAAAAAAAACAAGUGUUUCCCACCUAUCAAGGAUCCAUUUUUUUCAGGUUUGGGCUACAGUCAAUUUCCCAAAGGAAUUGAAUCAAAUGAGACCAUCUAUGCUAUCAGAACCCUCCUUUUUUUUUGUCUUAAACAGUUUUUUUUUGUUUUUUUUUAUGGAAGCUGGGGUAACAUGUAGAAUCCUGAAAUGCUUUUCACUCAUGGGAUUUGA
Molecule: messenger RNA, 2742 nt
Organism: Polyodon spathula (Mississippi paddlefish)
Lineage: Eukaryota; Metazoa; Chordata; Actinopteri; Acipenseriformes; Polyodontidae
Product: F-box-like/WD repeat-containing protein TBL1X
Exons: 15
Coding region: 922-2259 (445 amino acids)
Biological process (GO): regulation of transcription by RNA polymerase II
Cellular component (GO): histone deacetylase complex
Molecular function (GO): transcription corepressor activity; protein binding
Source: RefSeq, a predicted model, not a curated record